Molecule: messenger RNA, 2680 nt
Organism: Astyanax mexicanus (Mexican tetra)
Lineage: Eukaryota; Metazoa; Chordata; Actinopteri; Characiformes; Acestrorhamphidae
Gene: adgrg11
Product: adhesion G protein-coupled receptor G11
Exons: 15
Coding region: 69-1910 (613 amino acids)
Biological process (GO): adenylate cyclase-activating G protein-coupled receptor signaling pathway; cell surface receptor signaling pathway
Cellular component (GO): membrane
Molecular function (GO): G protein-coupled receptor activity
Source: RefSeq, a predicted model, not a curated record
AGAGGUUACCAGAAAACACGACUUACAAAUACAAGUGUACAUAUGAAACUCUAGGUUUUUGGCUAAUUAUGAAUGACAAUGUCCAAUACCAACUGAAUAUAACCAGAAAUGACAUUAGACCCAAAGCAAAGAUUUUCUUUGUGACUGGUAAAUGCAACAUGACUAAAGUGAAUGUUUCAAAGUGUGAAAGCGAUCUGAUUGAAGUCUACCAGGAUGGAGAUUGUAAUAUUACCUGCCUAAAUACAGAAAGUGCUUGCACCAAUGCCCAAUACGAGAAUUGUUCAUAUAUAACUACCAAUGAUGACUUCAUUGAGUUUCAAGGUCAAAAACCAAACUGUUCAAAGUGUGGAACUCCUGUCCAAAAAGUAGAACUAGAGAUUAAGCUCUCAAAUACAACUAUCAGUUUUGGGAAGGACUCGAAUACUGAUAAGGCGGAGGUGAUGAAGAAUUUAACCUCUGAUGUCCUGGCACAGAUGGGCAACAAGACCACAGCAUCUGUGUCUUUAGGGGAGGUGCAAGGUAUUUUUGUGAAGCCUAAGGAUAAGAAUAAUCCGGAAACCGCCUCAUUUGUCUAUUCCUCUGACACAAAGCUCAGUAUCAUCCAGGAUAAAACUCAAAUGGAUACAUAUCCAACGCUGAUCUCUGUCCCAAAGGAGGCUUUUGAAAAAGCCAAAAGCCAAAACAUCAGUACUGUCUUCACAGCUGUGUUCCGAAUCCCUAGUUUCACAAAGGAUGAGAUGAACAGCACUGUUCUAAAAGACGAAGUGUAUUCCAUUGAUAUGGGAGCAGAAAUAGCCAACCUGACCAACACCAUUAACAUCACCUUCAAAAGCGUUGACAAGAAAUCUGCCACACCUCGUUGUUUCUCUUGGAGUGGAUCAGGGUCCAAACCCAACUGGACAACUGAGGGCUGUAACACUACAGGGACUGGUGAAAGUGUCACCUGUGAAUGUGAACACUUGACGUUCUUUGCCGUGUUGAUGAUACCCAACACUGAUAACACUUCCAUAAUUUCCAGCGCGGACUUGAGCAACCUCACUUACAUCACUUCCAUUGGCUGCGGACUGUCUGUCUUCUUCCUGUGUGUCGCUCUCUUCAUGCACUUCCUGAUGAGGAGGGCAAGAAAAAGCGAAGCAGCCCAAAUCCUCAUAAACCUGCUGGUGGCGCUGGUCCUGCUAGACCUGACCUUCCUGACCAAUGAGUAUGUGGCGAACACGGGGAAUAUAAUAGGCUGUAAGCUCAUGGCGGGCUUCAUGCACUACUGCCUGCUAUGCACCUUCACAUGGUUCGGUCUGGAGGCCCUCCACCUCUGUCUGCAGCUGGCCACCAUCUCCAAUCCUAAAACUCACUACCUCUUAAAGGUCCAGAUUGCCGGCUGGGCACCUCCUGCCAUUGUUGUGACUGUGCUCUUCUUUAUGCAAAAGUACAACAGGCUUGUCAUACAAACUGAUACAGGAAAGGAUGUUGCAAUGUGUUGGAUCAUAGACUCUUCUGUCCAUUACGUUGUGAACAUCGGCUACUACUCUGUAAUCUUCGCCUUCACCUUCACGACCUUUGUGGUCAUGUUGCGGUGGAUCGUCCUCCUCAAAAGAACCACAGCAGGCCACAAAAAGGCAGCCUCUGGCUCGGGUAAGCGCACAGGGACAGGCACCUCGGACAUCCUGACCAUAAUGGGCCUGUGCUUCACUCUUGGAGUCACUUGGGGCUUCGCCUUCUUCGCCUAUGGUGCCCUGCGCCUCCCAUCGUACUACAUCUUCACAAUUCUCAAUUCCUUCCAAGGAUUCUUCCUGUUCAUUUAUUAUUACAAAACCAGCAAGUUCAUUGGGGAUUCAACCAUCUCAGCCGAAACCAGCAACACCACAGAGGCCACGCAGAUGGAAAACCCCUACGAGAAGCAGAAAAACUUUUAGAAAAAAUGUUUUAAAUCUGUUGUUUUUUCUGUAUUAGGUACUAUCUCUAGUUCUUUGUUUUUAUUAUGUAUAUAAUAUGCGUAACAUGAAUAUUUGACAUGUUUAUCUUUGAUCAGUAAGAAAUUUUAUUUUUAUGACUAUAUACAAUGGAGUUUAAAAGGGGGUCUCAGAGUACAACAAAAAUCAGAAACAUUUUAAUGAUGUCGAAUAGAGUCGGAAUGGGUAGAGUUCAGUCAAGUCAAGUAGUGUAGAGGACAUGCAGUGUAAAAGCACAGAUGUUAUGUAAUGAACCCUGUACAGUUUACAUAGUUUAGAAAAAUCAUUUGCACACCCAAAACAUUAUUGAGUCAUUAUUGUCAGAGUUCCUUAUAGACCCCUUACCUUUACCAAAAUGGGUGAAUAUUUAAAUCUAAAGAAAUGUGUGACUGGCUGUGUAAGGGGUUUUGUACAUAAAGCUCAGAUGCAUUGCUUUUACACAAAAUCUACAUGAUAUAAAUUAUGUGUGAUUUACAUUAAAAAGGUUUUGCAUGUUUAAUUCUUAUUGAGUACAGUGAUGUAAAUAUGCAGCAGAAAAUGAUUAUUAAUGUAUAAAUAAUAUACUUUGUGAUGUAAUGUUUCUGUUCUGUUAAUGUUGUAAUGUCUGUUAUGUGAAUAUGAAUUGUCUCUAGUCUUGCUGUAACUUUAAGUGCUAGUAAUUAACUAUUAUUUUUUUUUAUUUUGAGUUUAAAUAUUAAAUAAAAUGCUUUAUACUGGCACUGGCAUAAAGUCAG